UCCCGGUCGUCUUAUCAUGUUGCACGUAGUUAAUAAGCAAUGCCUAGCGUUUUUACAGUGUACAUACAUUUUUUGCGUGUCAUCGAAUUGUUUUCUUCGUUAAGCCACAACAUCUUAAGUAUUUAUCGCGAAACGUCAAUGCGCAGAUAACCUGAUUAAUAGAUACUAAAAUUGUGAUAAAAUUAAUAUACAGUUUUAUCAGCUUUUCAAAUUAGAAAAGCGAUUUAAUGGGGAUUGAUGUAGAAAAAAUUUCAAACUAUUAAUCAAAUUAUGUUUGUGUGACCUGAUGUAUGAAAAUCAUAAUAGUGUGUCGAUUACCUACAUACAAAUUGUCAAAGUUUUACAAGGCGCCCUGUUAUCAACGUUAUCUGCUAUACAACUUCAAUGAGAUUACAAAGUGUACGAGAAUUAUUAUUCCCUCGCAUGUCGGGAAACACAUUCUUCCGUUUUGCGUCAGUAUAGCGAAAAGAGUGUCGAAAAGAAGACAUAUGUAUACAUAUAUAUUUUAAUAAAGUGUGGUGAAAGGCAGUGAGACAUGUCUGGAAGGGUGAACCAGGCAUUUGAAGAUAAUCAGUUAGAUAUGUUAGAAGAUGGUCGUCGGAAAAGUGAACCUAUUACGCAUCAGAAUAGUAAUUCUUAUCGUCAAGCAAAACCACCUUGGGCAACCAACAGCAAUGCAAUCAACGCUUAUCUUUCAAAACACCGAAGAGUUUUUAAGAUUUUUUGCCUAAUAAUUUUAAAUCUUUUUAUAAUAACCUAUAUAAUCUUCGCGGGUAUAUAUUGGGGAAAAAACCAAAAAAAUUGCGAUUUUCAAUGGUGUGAAGGGUAUGGUUUACUACUUAUACUUACUGGACUUACUUAUCUUGGUUUAUUUUAUUUUUUGAUCGUAAAACGAUAUUUUGGCAAGUACAUUUUAAGAUGCUGCCGACCAGCAACGAGUUUCUUGGAGCGCUUGCAAAGUACCAAAUACGGGACGCGUAUUGGAAUGGCGAUUAUUUAUUUGAUUAUACUAAUAGCCAUUAUUACUUUCCUUAUUAUCGAUACCGCAAAUUCGAGAAACAGGCUAAUUGGUAUUCUCUGCGUUAUCGUCUUGCUAGGAUUAGGUUGGAUUUUCUCUAAACAUCCGGGACAGAUCAAUUGGAGACCCGUCAUUUGGGGCUUGAUUUUACAAUUUAUACUUGGACUUAUUACGCUUCGAUGGCCCGUUGGUCGUAGUAUUUUCCAGUGUGUGUCUGGGAAAGUGGCCACUUUCUUGGAUUACGCUAAAGCUGGCGCCAGCUUUGUAUUCUCGAACGAUCUAGUUACCAAAGGAGUCUUCGCUUUUAGCGUGCUGCCUGUGAUUUUUUUCUUCAGCUUCGUGGUGCAAAUCAUGACCUAUCUCGGUGCGAUGCAAUGGAUUAUCAUAAAGCUAGGAUGGAUUUUGCAAAGCAUAAUGGGUACAACGCUGUGUGAGUCAUUAUCCACCGUGGCUAAUCCUUUCAUUGGGAUGUCCGAAUCCCCCCUUAUGAUUACACCGUACAUCAAUGAUUUAACAUCCUCAGAGUUGCAUGCCAUAUUGAGCUCGGGAUUUUCCACGGUUUCCGGUUCGGUAUUAGCCGCAUAUAUAGCAUUCGGUGCUAAUCCGGCUCAUUUAAUAACCGCUUCCAUAAUGUCUGCACCGACCGCUUUAGCCUUUUCCAAGCUUUUUUAUCCCGAAACUGAGCAAAGCAACACGAAAUUCGAAAAUAUCAAACUUGAGAAAUCAUCGGACAGUAGUAUUUUGGAUGCCGCAACGAAUGGCGCAUUAGCCGCGCUUCCAAUCGUUUUAGGCAUAAUUGCAAAUAUCGUAGCUUUUGUAGCUUUCAUUGCAUUUGUAAAUGGAGUGCUCUCUUGGUUCGGUGGUCUCGUUGGUUACGAACAACUGAGUCUCGAGAUCAUACUGGCGUAUGUUUUUAUGCCGCUAAGUUGGCUGAUGGGUGUUCCUUGGGAACAUUGCGAACACGUGGGAACGUUGAUAGGUUUAAAAACAAUGGUCAAUGAAUUAGUCGCUUACCAAAAGAUGGGCGAGAUGAAGGAGGAAGGCAAAUUAUACGGAAGAUCGGAAGCAAUAGCCACAUUCGCGAUCUGCGGUUUUGCGAAUCCAGGAUCAAUCGGCAUUCAGGUCGGCGUUUUUUCAUCUUUGGCGCCUGAAAAGAAAGAGCAAAUAGUGAAUGUCGUUGUACGAGCCUUCGUUACUGGUACCGCCGUCUGUUUCCUCACAGCUAGCGUCGCCGGUAUGUUAAUUGAUGACGAAUUAUUCUCUUCCGCAAACAGUACAACAAUAUCAAACUUUACUUCAACAACACUAACUUCGUUAAAUGUAAUUUAAAAAAUUGCAUUAGAAUUAGGAACUGGCAUCAGUUCCUAAUUCUAAUGUAGUGAACAUAUCGCAUUGAACUUCAUAUAUUAAUCAUCUCAUCUUUAAAAUUUUCCGCUUUGAGAAAUGACAGUAAGCAAAACAACUGCAAAAUAAUUAUAAGCCCAGAUAUCCAAUUUAAUAAUGGCCAAUUUAAUAAUAUUUAAUUUUGAAAAUUACCUAUUUCAAGUGUUAAAGCAUUAUUGUUUAGUGCUUUUAAUACUCAAAAUAAGUAAUUAAUUACUACAUUCCAGUAUAUUAAAUUAUUUCUAAUAAUAUUAAGAGGUAGUAAUAUAUUUUCUCUAUCACGCUGGCCAGUUGAUAGGGGGAUCAAUUAAUUUUAUUUGGAUGAUAUGUGCACAGGGCAAGAUACUCUCGGUAAUUUGCCAUUACCUUUUUCGAGAGAUGGCGAUUGAAUAAAAUCAGAUAUUUUUGUUUUGUUAUUGAUGCGGUCGGAUUUGAAUCCGGAUCUGCGGCAUAAAGAGCAGAAGCAUAACUCUCUAUGCCACAUGAUGAUGAAUAAAUAUUAAGAGGUAAUAAUAGAUAAGAGGUAUUGCUGGUAAUAAUAAUAAUAAAAAGAGAAUGAAAUAAACUUUAUUAUAAUCUUUUUAUCAGAUAAUAAAUUUUUAUACAACAUAGAAAUAUAUUAUAUAAAUAGCGCACAUUGCCGAGCCUGACCAGAAACGUUGUUUAAACCUAAUAAAAUUAAUUUCGAGCCCAAUAA
This is a messenger RNA of Wasmannia auropunctata (little fire ant), 3098 nucleotides long. RefSeq names its product solute carrier family 28 member 3 (gene CNT2). Gene Ontology annotation, cellular component: membrane. Lineage: Eukaryota; Metazoa; Arthropoda; Insecta; Hymenoptera; Formicidae. Bases 536 to 2347 code for a protein of 603 amino acids. Gene Ontology annotation, biological process: nucleoside transmembrane transport. The record is from RefSeq and is a predicted model, not a curated record. The transcript is spliced from 12 exons. Gene Ontology annotation, molecular function: nucleoside:sodium symporter activity.